GCGGCAGAGGCUUCCCGCACGGGUGGCUGAUCCCCGCGCCCCUCUACCCCUCCCCGCCCUCCCCGCUUCCCUCUCCUCCCUCUCCUCCCUCGCCUCCCUCGCUCCGGCCCCGUUUUCCUCCCUCCCCCCCGCCUCCACCCCAGGCCCGCGCCCCACCUGGUCCGGGCCAGCUGUGCCCGGCGUGGGUGGGUGUCCCGCGAUGGAGCUGCUGCCGCCGGACCCCGCCGCACCGAGCCCCGCUCUCAGCCCCGCCGGCGUGCGCGGGGGCGCCGAGCGUCCGAGCCACCUCCCGGGCCUCCGGCUGGGAGCUCAGGGCCUCUUGGGGUCCCCGGAGCGUGCGGCCACUUUCUCGCCGGUCGCCACCCUCACCCAGACCAUGCACGACCUCGCUGGACUCGGCAGGGAGGCCCCAAAGAGUCAGGUAGGCAGCCUGCUCACAUGCCUAUCCCUGUCCCCGCGGCGAGCGUCAGCAUCCUCCCUGUCGUCUGAGUCCUCUGAAUCUUCUGAUGCAGGGCUCUGCAUGGAUUCUCCCAGCCCCAUGGACCCCCAGAUGGCGGAGCAGACGUUUGAGCAGGCCAUCCAGGCAGCUAGCCGGUUCGUUCGAAGGCAACAGUUCCCCAUCCGACGCUUCCAGUCCUUGCCGGUGAGGCUUCUGGGCCACAGCCCUGUGCUACGGAACAUCACCAAUGCCCGAGCGCCUGGCAGCUGGAAGAAGAGUGAGGCGCGUGACCAAACUCCCCACAGCUCCGAGGAGGAUAAGGAGAAUGAUGGGUUCGUCUUCAAGAUGCCAUGGAAGCCCACACAUCCCAACCACGCCCAUGCUCUGGCUGAGUGGGCCAACCGCAGAGCAGCCUUUGCCCAGAGGCCAAGCUCGGCCCCCGACUUGAUGUGCCUCACCCCUGAGCGGAAGAUGGAAGUAGAGGAGCUGAGUCCCCUGGCCCAGCGCUUCCCCCUGACCCCCACCAAGGGAGUUCCCGACGAAGAUGAUGGGUUUGUGGACAUCCUGGAGGAUGACUUAGAGGACGCUGAUUCAGUUCCCCCAGGCAUGGAGAGCCUCAUUAGCGCCCCACUGGUCAAGACUUUGGAAAAGGAGGAGGAGCAGGACUUCAUCAUGUACAGCAAGUGCCAGCGGCUCUUCCGCUCUCCGUCCAUGCCCUGCGGUGUGAUCCGGCCCAUCCUCAAGAGACUAGAGCGACCCCAGGACAGGGACCUGCCCGUACAGAACAAGCGGAGGAAAAGUGUGACCCCUCUGGAGGAGCAGCAGGAGGCCGAGGAACCUAAAGCCCGGGUCCUUCGCUCCAAGUCCUUGUGUCACGACGAGAUCGAGAACAUCCUGGACAGUGACCACCGCGAACUGAUCGGGGAUUACUCUAAGGCCUUCCUCCUACAGACUGUGGAUGGGAAGCACCAAGACCUCAAGUACAUCUCACCAGAAACGAUGGUGGCCCUGCUGAUGGGCAAGUUCAGCAACAUCGUGGAGAGGUUUGUGAUUGUGGACUGCAGAUACCCCUACGAGUAUGAAGGCGGGCACAUCAAGACUGCUGUGAACCUGCCCCUGGAACAGGACGCCGAGACGUUCCUGCUGCAGAGCCCCAUCACACCCUGUAGCCUGGACAAGAGGAUCAUCCUCAUUUUCCACUGUGAAUUCUCAUCUGAGCGUGGGCCCCGCAUGUGCCGUUUCAUCAGGGAGCGAGAUCGAACCAUCAAUGACUACCCCAGCCUCUACUAUCCUGAGAUGUACAUCCUCAAAGGCGGCUACAAGGAGUUCUUCCCGCAGCACCCGACCUUCUGUGAACCCCAAGACUAUCGGCCCAUGAACCACGAGGCCUUCAAGGACAAGCUGAGGACCUUCCGCCUCAAGACGCGCAGCUGGGCUGGGGAGCGGAGCCGGAGGGAGCUCUGCAGCCGCCUGCAGGACCAGUGAAAGGCCAGCCACCGACUCACCUACCUUCAUUGCCUCGAGUGGCCUGGGCACCAGCUACCCAGAGGCUUGUAAUAGUGAGGAUCUGCUGGAGGCCCCAGGACAGUGAGGGUGUCCUGUCCAUGCGCCCCAGCCCUGAUCCCCUUGUCUCACUCCAACCAUACUCCAUACCCUGGUGCCACCCCUCUACCAACACCCCAUCUCCUAGAAGAAACCAGCCUGUUGACAGUGAAAUUGGAUUAUGUCCAGCUCAAAGGAAGUAUUUUGUGUCCAACAGGAAUCUUUUGCUUUUCUUCUUCCUUGUUCGGGUUAACCCUUUGUCUCCCUGUGUCCAGAAAAGUCCCCCUUUUCCCUAGAGGCUUUGUUUGUAUGUUUGAGGCUGAGGGAAACCACAGCCCCAAGAUGGGCCAGAGCCGCACUCCUCCCUGCCCUAGGAGUAGUGCCCUGGCCCUCAGUGGCACUCCUAUGUGUGUCUGCCUGUUCCUGCUUUCUCGUUCCCUCUUUCCUGUCCCUCCUUACGUACACCUCCAGCACAAACGUAAGCUCUUACUCUUCCUGUUUCAGUGUUACCUGCAUGCCUGACUUGUCUGUCUGAUUUUUUUGCCCAUCUCAGGUCAUUCACAGGUGGUCAAGCGGUCACCUGAAGGGAGGGCUGCCCCACCCAAAGUUACCCAUUAGGCUCUCCCGGUCCAGUUGGGGUUAUGGACUCAAACCUUAAUUACCCACUUGGCCUGUCUUCUGUUGCCUCGGAAAGGGAUGUUAUACUUGGGGGCCCCUGGGUGAGGGCUAAGGCCUGCGUCCUUAACCUCACUGGAAGCCCAGCCCCCACUGCUGUGAACCCUGGGGCCUGACUUGUGAGAACUUGCUGCUGUCUUGUCAUGAAUGAACAGAUGGAUGGACAAACGGAUGGAUGAUAAAUGGAUGGAGAGCUGUAGAUGCACAACGCCUCGCACAUAAACCACUGCGUGGAAGCAUUUCAGUGAGCGUGACAGCCUUCGGCGGGAGUAUAUAUGUGUCUGUCUGGACAAAAUCUUUACACUUUAAGGUUUGAAAAUAUUCAAGAGGAAAUGUCGAGGUGGCAGCUAAACCAAGGUCAGAACCACCUCUGACUUUUUAAUCUCAGGAUGUGGGAAGGGCUGUGCUUGAAGGCCCUGAUGAGUCAUCUGUUAGGGCCUUGUUUCAAUAAAGCACUGAACAAGUUGA
Molecule: messenger RNA, 3124 nt
Organism: Myotis daubentonii (Daubenton's bat)
Lineage: Eukaryota; Metazoa; Chordata; Mammalia; Chiroptera; Vespertilionidae
Gene: CDC25B
Product: cell division cycle 25B
Biological process (GO): positive regulation of G2/MI transition of meiotic cell cycle; G2/M transition of mitotic cell cycle; protein dephosphorylation
Cellular component (GO): cytoplasm; nucleus
Molecular function (GO): protein tyrosine phosphatase activity
Source: RefSeq, a predicted model, not a curated record